AUGGAAUCGAGCGAAGCAACAUCUGAACAGGAGGUCAUAACGCUUGAGGGUGUGGUUGUGGUUGGGACGCGUGCGAAACCGCGUUCGGUUCUUGAAUCUGCGGUACCGAUUGAUGUUUUACCAAGUGAAGAUUUCGUCAAACAGGGAGGCACGGAUUUGCCAGACCUGCUGAGAAACUUGGUCCCAUCUUACAACGUCAAUGCGCAGCCGAUCGCUGAUGCAGCCACUGUCGUCCGUCCUGCGAAUCUGCGCGGAUUGGCACCGGAUCACACGUUACUGCUGGUGAAUGGCAAGCGCCGUCACCGUGCCUCCGUGAUUGCUUGGCUCGGAAAUGGGUUAUCCGAUGGCGCACAGGGUGCCGACCUUUCUCCUAUCCCCACCAUCGCACUGAAGCAGCUGGAGGUACUACGAGAUGGAGCAUCGGCACAAUACGGUUCCGAUGCGAUCGCGGGGGUCAUUAACCUGCAGCUCAAGGACAGUUACGAAGGCGGAUCUUUUGCAAUCAAACCCAGUAUUUUCCAAGCGGGUGAUGGUCUUGCAUACGCUGUCGCUGGGAAUAUCGGUUUGGGACGAGAGGAUCUCUGGACGAAUCUCAGUGUAGAAUACGGUGGCAUGAAUGAGACAGAUCGCUCUGUACAACGCGAUGAUGCCGCCGCGCUCAUCAGUGCCGGAAACGCGGAUGUCGCUGAUCCCGCUCAACCGUGGGGACAUCCUAUUAUUAGAAACGACAUCAAGCUUUUUGCGAACUACGGUGCAAGCAUUACCGAUGAUAUUAAGUUCUACGGGCAUGCGAACUACGCGCAGAAGGAAGUUGAAGGCGGGUUCUACUUCCGAAAUCCCAAUACCCGACCUGCUGUCUUUAGUAAUGAUGAUGGAGAAACCUUACUUGUUGGAAGAUUGUCGGGCACAGGUGAAGUUCCUGUGGUCAAGAUAACCAACAACGUUCCAUAUCCGGUUGCCUUACAACAGGUUUUCUCUGACCCAAAUCUUUUCACAUUCCAAGAGCUCUUUCCCGGUGGGUUUACACCCCGUUUCGGUGCGGAUACCCAAGAUGCUUCGCUCCUCGUUGGCUUGAAAGGAAUGAUCGCUGCGGACGUGGGGUGGGAUUUGAGUGCUUCUUAUGGACGGCACGCCUCCGAUUUCUUUAUCAGAAAUACGGUUAAUGCCUCGCUUGGACCGGACACACCGACUGAAUUUGACCCGGGCGAUUAUAUCCAAGCGGAUACGAACAUUAAUCUUGACUUAACCUAUCCGCUACACGAUAUGGUGUUCCUCGCCUCAGGUUUGGAAUAUCGCACGGAAACCUUUGAGAUUGUGCAGGGACAGAUUGAGUCUUGGAAAAUCGGUCCGUUGGCAAGCCAAGGAUUUAGUUCAGGAUCCAACGGAUUCCCCGGCUUCAGUGAUAUUGCCGAAGGGAGUUGGACCCGGUCUAACUUCGCUGGUUAUUUGGAAAGUGAGUUGAGACCUCUUGACUUUUGGACGGUUAAUGCUGCCAUCCGCGGUGAGUACUUCGACGAUUUUGGGAGCACUGUCAAUUACAAAAUCGCAACGAACUAUGGCAUUGCCGAUACGCUUAAAGAAUUGCUUUCGGUCGAUCCUGUUGUUGACUUAAGGGCACGCGGCAGUUAUAGCACCGGUUUUAGAGCACCGACACCGGGUCAGCAAAAUGCCUUUAACGUCACAACGGAGUUCGGUGAAAACAAUACAUUGGUCAAUAAAGGGACGAUUCCUUCUACACACGCUGCCGCAAGUUUAGUGGGUGGUAAGCCACUCGAACCCGAAAAGUCAAAGAAUUUCACGGUUGGAACAGUCGUCAGCCAUACCAUUGCGAGUAUCACUGUUGACUAUUUCAACAUUAAGCUGGAGGAUCGGUUGGCUCCGACAAAAGACUUCCAGCGAGGUACAGAUAUUACAGAGGCACAGAUUCAGCAGCUCGUGGCUGAAGGCAUUACGAGCGCAGGCAAUCUACAAGAGUUCCGGUUCUUUACCAAUGAAUUUGAGACGAGCACUCAAGGAGUUGAUGUGAUUCUCACAGCACCCAUAUUGGAUGGGGCGCUAAGUCUCGCUUACAACUACACGGAGACCACAGUAACCAAGCGUAAUCCUGAUAUCCUUGACGACACACGCGUCCGGCUAUUGGAGGAAGGUGUCCCUCGUCAUCGCGGAAAUGUGACGCUAACCCAAGCCAUCGGCGACAGUUUAGGUGUAUUGGGAAGAGUCAAUUAUUACGGUCCUUGGUACGAGAACGCUGUAGGCGCGCAAACCUACGGUGAGGCGUUUUUGGUGGACCUUGAAGUUAGUUACGCGCUCAUUGAGAACUUAGGCAUCACAAUUGGGGUGAAUAAUGUCCUCAAUGUUGAACCGGAUAACGUGACUUGGGCGGAUCCGGAUGUUGAGAACUUUACGGGAGCAAUCGUUGGUAGACCCUUCGGUGAGUAUAGUCCUUAUGGGUUUGGCGGCGCGUUCUGGUAUACUAAAGUUGGUUACAGUUUUUAA
Geodia barretti is the source of this 2496-nucleotide messenger RNA. NCBI's taxonomy places the organism in Eukaryota, Metazoa, Porifera, Demospongiae, Tetractinellida, Geodiidae. The record is from the annotation of a GenBank genome assembly.